Aspergillus novofumigatus IBT 16806 is the source of this 976-nucleotide messenger RNA. RefSeq names its product N-acyl homoserine lactonase family protein. The transcript is spliced from 3 exons. The coding region runs from base 92 to 976 and encodes 294 amino acids. The record is from RefSeq and is a predicted model, not a curated record. NCBI's taxonomy places the organism in Eukaryota, Fungi, Ascomycota, Eurotiomycetes, Eurotiales, Aspergillaceae.
GUCCAGCUAUCUUCACUUAGCUUUCUACAGCUAAGUCUUAUUAAUCCCGAUUAAUACCUACAGCAAGUACAAUCAAUAUCUCUCGGAUAACAUGUCAGCCAUCCAAAACCAGCUCCAGCAAGGCGCCGUCCCGAACUCUAUAUCCAACGUCUGCCCCCAAGGCAGCAAGUUUCACGUCUUGGAGGUCGGUUGGCUUGAGUGUGACGAAGGCUUCGUCAUCCGAGGUGGCAACACCAGCCUGAAGAGCAACGAGGGUGAGGCCUUCGUCAACAAACGUCGCCAGAUGCCUAUGUACUGUAUCCUGGUCGAGCAUCCACACGAGGGCCUGAUACUCUGGGAGACAGGGUGUGGGAAGGACUACCCACAAGUUUGGGGUCCUGCUAUCUCUGAUAUCUUCGCUCGAGUCCGGUAUGAGCCUCAGCAUGAGCUCCGUGCCGCUGUGGAGGCCACCGGGAACAAUAUUGAAGAUAUUAAGAAGAUCAUAAUCGGGCAUCUCCAUAUGGAUCAUGCCGGAGGUCUGACAGAGUUUGCAGGUAGGAAGGAUGUCGAGAUCUGGGUCCAUGAUAGGGAACUCCGUGGAGCAUUUUGGUCUGUCGCUACAGGGGCUGAUGUGGGUGUCUACCUGCCGCAUUAUCUUGAUUUGUCAUUGAACUGGAAAACUUUCGACGACCAGACCUUCGACUUCUGUCAGGGCAUCACUCUCCACCAUUUACCCGGGCAUACAGAUGGCCUUAUCGGAAUGCAAAUCAAUAUGCCUGAGACAGGAACAUUUUUUUUUAUCAGUGACCACUGUCAUGUCAUUGAGAAUUGGCGAGACGGCAUCCCACAAGGAUGGCUUGCCCGUGAUCAUCCAGCGUGGUUCAGAAGCACGCAACGACUUAAGCAUCUGGAGCGAAUUACACGGGGCCAGGUUAUCCCGGGCCAUGACAAGGAGACAUUCCUGGCGCUGCAGAGACAGGCAAAAAUAUUCACUUAG